Messenger RNA from Xenia sp. Carnegie-2017, 598 nucleotides. RefSeq lists its product as uncharacterized. The transcript is spliced from 3 exons. The record is from RefSeq and is a predicted model, not a curated record. Lineage: Eukaryota; Metazoa; Cnidaria; Anthozoa; Malacalcyonacea; Xeniidae. Bases 5 to 490 code for a protein of 161 amino acids.
AGAAAUGGCCGGCGAAUGUCUUGGAUCGGCGUAUCCUAGAUACAGAUAUGAAAAUUUUGUUUCAAUACAUCCCAAAAACGACGAAAUCGUUUGGGUUAAAAAACGCUACACUCCCACUGAUCUUAGACAAACUGCACCAACGUCAAGACGGAAAUUUGUAGCGUACCCUGCGAUCAAAUCUGGUGUACCACAAGUUUGGAGACGACCAGUUGAUGCACCAUCACACAUAUUUGCUCGAGAUUCAGAGGAAUCGCGAUUGCUUCCAUACUCUCAUGCAACAAGAUGUGAGGAAUGGUCAACUCUGCGACAAAUUUUACCUUCAGUGGGGUAUAUACAAAUGAAAGCUUCCCCAAGGUGGGGCACGGGGCCACCUCACAAAUACAUAAAUUACAAUAGAAAAGCACCAAGUCGUUUUCCCCAUAUCAACAGCCCAAUGACCAGGUAUGUGGAUGAUAUACACAUUAAUCACCAAAGAUUUGACCUAUACUAAAGACAUUGGUUCAGGGAAUGGUAGACAAAAUAUUAACAUAAUUUUCAAGAUAGUUAAAUUUCAUGGAUUGUUGUCCAAUGUUUAGUAUGAAGAAAAUCACUUGCUUUA